AUGGAAGAAAAUACACCUUGCGUUUCAAAUGCAUCAGGUGAGCUUUUAUCCAAUGGGAAGAUCUCUCAUGUGUGCCGUUAUAACACUGAGAGGUUUACAUUACAAACAAUUCACAUUCUUUACUUCAAAGUACCCUGUGUGCACAGAGCCACAACUCUCAGAGUUGCUCAGCAUGGAAAGGUUUGGGCCCCAAUUAAUUUAACAGAGAGGGUGGCUGAUGAUGGAGGACGUCUGCUGUCCUGGAGAAGCCCGUAUCCUGUAUCCCCAAAUAUCACACUUGUGUACCAGCUUCAGUAUACAUCCAGAGGACACAUGCAUGACUGGACUACUGUGGAUAACAUCAAUGGUUCUGAGUAUAUGAUUGACAAGAAGUCACUGGUAUCUGGUUACCAUUAUCAAGCCAGAGUGAGGGCGCGAGGUCCAGUUGGACUCUGGAGUGACUGGAGCCCCCCGGUGUCCUGGAAGACCCACAAUGAUGGACCCUUUAACCUGCAGUGCAUGAUAGAGGGAGAAACAACUGUGAAGUGUACCUGGAAAAUGAAGACAGAAUAUUAUCAGUUUAUGUCUUAUCAUCUCUGGUGCAGUAAUAGUAGUGAUAAUCCUUCUGUUUGUUGUGAAGAUCCUCAGCUGGAGUCGAGGAGAGAUGAGCUUUCUGAGUUCAUGUGUUCAGUAAAAACCCCUGACCCUUACCUGUUAACAGUGGAGCUAAGACCAGUGUACUAUGCAAGGAUGUUCCUUACUCGAAACCACAUUAAACUUUCACAACCUGACCAGAUCCAUGUGAAGGAAGGUGAUGGCGUUUUAAUACUGAACUGGUCUAAACCAGCUGUGUCCAAAUUUAUUGAAUACUCCAUCCAGCUAACAAUCUCAUCCAGCAAGACCUCAGGCAUUUAUAACCUUUCAAAAGAGCAGAACAAUUAUGAACUUUCCUUUACGGAUCGAGAUCCUUCAACUGAAUACCAGGCCCAGAUCAGAUUACUGCCUGAACCUGAUGAGGAUUUUGGCGUUGAGCCAUCAGAAUGGUCACAACCAGCAGUGUUCAGAAUUAAGCCAGUUCCAUCGUCCAUCAGCCAUGUAAUCUACAUUUUGACUGCUGUGUUUGUGGGCGUGCUUUUUCUCGUCUCCUUGUACAACGGAAUACCAGUCUUACACAGAAGGGUCAAGAUUUGGAAAAGAUCGAUUCCGUCACCCAUAAAGAGCAAAGUGCUGGAGGGGAUGGUAAAGAAGACUCCUGGUGGAUGGCCGGAUCUCCAGAUUGAGAAAGAGACAACCUCCAUCUGUGUACUACUGGCUGCAAACAACACCAGUCUUUGCAAAAGCAGUGUCUCUUGGGAGCCGCUUCUGUUACACAGUGAAGAUGUUAAAAUGGCACUGUCAGGUGGAUCAAACCACUUGCAUGGCUAUGUGGGGGAAAGCAUGUGCAACGACAAAUCAGGCAUGAACUUCAGCGGGCCAUAUAUUCUGUGCUGUGAGGAAUCCUGCACCCAGGACAAAUUACCUGACGGCUCUAUGGACAGACAUCACACAUGCAUGUUGGAAAAGUCCAGAGUUGCUCCAGAAAAUGGAGGCUGCGUUGUAACUCCUCCCAACACCAUGUCAGCAACUCGAAACACAGACCCCAUCGACAGCCCGACCGAUAACCCUUCAGAUGAACCCCCAGCAUACACCCCCAGCCCAGAUCAAGGUUGUAUAGUCCUCCCUCAUCCAUCCGGCUACUUCAUGAUGCCAAGUGUCAUCACAGGCUAGUCAGACAAAAAGCAUCCCCUCAGUAAAACCUAGCUCCUCUACCAUCCCCUUUGGAUUAAUAAUGUAUAUUAUGUAGGCCUAAAACGUAUCAUGUAAACAAAAUGUUAAAAAUAUCUACUGAAGAUAAUUCACAAAUAACGGCGAUUGGCCAAUCAGAACUCGGUUCACAAGCGGAAGCACGUUUUCGUCAUUUUUCGUGCAUUGGAAUAGUUCGAGUGCAACUUUUGAAUUUCUUUCAAAUGAACUAAGACAACAGAAAAGGUAUGAUUUUUCCUUCAUUAGAAUUUUGAGAGAUGAUAGGAAAGCUGAUAUUAUCGAGUCGUCGACCUUGCAAAAACAAAAACAAAAACGAGUCCAAAAGCAUUCACUGUGCAAUGAAGCCUAUUAGAACACAGGUAAAAUAGCCUUAUAAUUCAAGCAAUUAAAGAAAAAUUACCCAUGUAUGAGUUUUUAUGUUUUUAUAUUCAUUGCUCAAGCAAUGUAAUUUUCUGAAUAUCAGUAGGCCUACAUGGGCGCACACAAAUGUGCUCUUCAUUUUAUACAAAUGUGGAUAGCAAAACGUGUUUCGUUCCUUGAAUGAAUCAAGUGAGCCAGUGAUUCGGCCCAUUCAGCUGGACACUUUCCCUGCAUCUCGAUGUGCAUACUAUCAAGCCUAUCUGUCCUAAAUAGUAUUGAAAAUUAAUAAUGUGACACAGAAUUUAGGAUGGAUGGUAUACACAAUGGGACGCAGGCUUGUUUCGAUUCUAAUUGAAUCAGCGUUAUGAAUGAAUCGAUAAACUUCACUUUAUGUUUAGCAACGGAUGAAUGUUUUGCAUGCUCAUAAUGAAAAGGUGUGAAAGACACAUUGGAGCUUCAGUUGGACUUUUUGAGUUGCAGCUGUCGUGCUGUGACAGUCUCACCAACAGAUGGCACUGUUGCUUUAAAUGAAUGUAAAAAUGUUUCUUCUGUCCCCAGUGCAAACCUUGGAAAGCAAAUAACGCAUUUGGUCUAAAAAAAUUAUGUUUUUUACACAGUGCCUUACAUAUUACUGCAUUGAAUGUCCUUUCUUCUUCAAAAUUUUGCACUUAAUUUAGCUUGACAGAAAUUGGCAGCCUCAUGCACUAACUGUGUACACAGGUGUUUGUGCGCAAAACCUUAUUAGAAAACAUAUUCAUGCAUAAAUCGUGAUUGGUCAUCCAUCAGUGAGUAUCAAAAGAUGACUGAAUUCACAAACACGCAAUGCAAAUAAAUAAUGUGAUAAUAAAUGUUCCAGGUAGCCAAAACGGUUUGGCCCAAUAAUGGCCCAGAUCUAGCAGACCGGAAGAAAUAACUCGGCCCGGCUGUGGUUGCCAGACUCAGGAUGGACAAGGGGUGAAUGAUGCCCCAGAAUCUGCCCAAAUACACUGGCC
Molecule: messenger RNA, 3134 nt
Organism: Carassius carassius (crucian carp)
Lineage: Eukaryota; Metazoa; Chordata; Actinopteri; Cypriniformes; Cyprinidae
Product: interleukin-3 receptor class 2 subunit beta-like
Exons: 12
Coding region: 1-1746 (581 amino acids)
Biological process (GO): immunoglobulin mediated immune response; cytokine-mediated signaling pathway
Cellular component (GO): external side of plasma membrane
Molecular function (GO): protein binding; cytokine receptor activity
Source: RefSeq, a predicted model, not a curated record